Molecule: messenger RNA, 2160 nt
Organism: Mangifera indica (mango)
Lineage: Eukaryota; Viridiplantae; Streptophyta; Magnoliopsida; Sapindales; Anacardiaceae
Product: L-type lectin-domain containing receptor kinase IV.1-like
Exons: 1
Coding region: 1-1995 (664 amino acids)
Biological process (GO): protein phosphorylation
Cellular component (GO): plasma membrane
Molecular function (GO): ATP binding; protein kinase activity; carbohydrate binding
Source: RefSeq, a predicted model, not a curated record
AUGUUUUUUAAACUUGCAAUACUGGUUUCUUCCUUAGUCAGCUUAACAGGCGCAGAUGAAACUCUUAGUUUUAUCUACAGUGGAUUCAGAUCGGCUAAUCUCAGCCUCCAUGGUAGUGCCAAGUUCACCGGCGAUGGGCUUUUACAGCUUACCAAUGAAACCGAAAGAAUCAAGGGUCAAGCUUUUUACCCUGAUCCAAUUUCCUUCAAGACCUCAACAAAUGGCACGGCUUCCUCUUUUUCUACAACUUUUGUUUUGGGUAUCCAGUCUCAGGUUGAGAUUCUUAAUGGCCAGGGUAUGGCUUUCGUGAUUGCACCAACACUGGGGCUCCCCUUCGGUCUUAGCAGCCGAUACCUCGGCCUUUUCAACGCAAGUAAUAAUGGAAAUGCCAGCAAUCAUGUUUUUGCCAUAGAAUUUGACACUGUGCAGAAUGAAGAUUUUAAUGAUAUCAAUGAUAACCAUGUAGGGAUUGAUGUUAAUGGAUUGAAGUCUGAAAUUUCAUCUCCGGCUGGUUAUUAUGAUGAUCAAACCGGUGACUUUAAGAACCUGACGCUCACUGAUCGUCAAAGAAUUCAAGCUUGGGUGGAAUAUAAUGGUGAGAAGAAGCAAAUUAAUGUUACUUUAGCUCCAUUCGACUCUGGUAAGCCCAGUAAUCCACUUGUGUCUUUGUCAAGGGAUCUUUCAUUAAUUUUUGAAGAAAACAUGUUCGUUGGCUUCUCAUCGUCCACUGGUUCCUUGUUAUCAUCUCAUUAUGUUUUGGGUUGGAGUUUUAAAAUGAAUGGCCAAGCAGAGGAACUUGCACUCUCUCUGCUUCCUAAGCUUCCCCGAAUCGGCCCCAAACCGAAAUCAAAGCUUUUGACAAUUGGGCUCCCGGUAAUUCUUGUAAGCUUGACUCUAGCUGCAGUCUCAGGCGUGGGUUAUGUGAUAAGACGGAAAAGAAAGUUCGCUGAAGUGCUUGAAGAUUGGGAGCUUGAAUAUGGGCCUCAGAGAUUCAAAUACAAAGAUCUUUAUUUUGCCACCAAAGGAUUUAAAGAAACAGAGCUAUUAGGCAGUGGUGGAUUUGGUAGAGUGUACAAAGGUGUACUACCAAAAUCUAAGUUGGAGAUAGCAGUGAAGAGAGUCUCUCAUGAAUCAAGACAAGGGAUGAGAGAAUUUGUUGCUGAAAUUGUCAGUCUUGGUCAUCUCCGUCACCGGAAUUUAGUACAACUCUUGGGUUAUUGCCGGCGUAAAGGAGAGCUGCUUUUGGUGUAUGACUACAUGCCUAAUGGAAGCCUCAACAAGUACCUAUAUGACCAGCCAAAGGUCACUCUGAAUUGGAAACAAAGAUUUCGAAUAAUCAAAGGCGUAGCCUUGGGCCUGUUUUAUCUACACGAAGAAUGGGAAAAAGUUGUAAUUCACAGAGACCUCAAGGCUAGUAAUGUGUUACUUGAUAGUGAAAUGAAUGGAAGAUUGGGAGAUUUUGGGCUUGCAAGAUUAUAUGACCACGGAACUAAACCACAAACAACGCAUGUGGUUGGCACCCCCGGCUAUCUCGCCCCGGAGCACACUCGAACGGGGAAGGCCACAAAAAGCACUGAUGUGUUUGCUUUUGGUGCCUUUUUGCUUGAAGUUGUCUGUGGCAGAAGGCCAAUAGAGCCACAUUCGCCAACAGAGGAGACUGUGGUUUUGAUUGAAUGGGUAUUUGGUUUAUGGAGAAGAAAUGAACUUACUGAGGCAAUGGAUUGGAAAUUGGCAACAGAUUAUGAUGCUGAGGAGGUUGAGUUAGUGUUGAAACUUGGGUUGAUGUGCUCUCAGUCAGUGGCAGCGGCUCGGCCAAGCAUGCGACAAGUCGUGCAGUACUUGGAGAAAGAUGCUCCAUUGCCAGAGUUAUCAGCUCUAGAAAUUUCAGGCAGUGGCCUAGCCUUUGCACAUUCGGCAGGUUUUGAUGACUGCGGAAUCUCGUAUCCAUCUGCAUCCACUUCUGUGACAGCUUCAAUACUUUCAGGUGGCAGAUGACUUCGGAGUCUUGUACCAGUAUUAUUCUGAAUAUCACGUUAUGUUCAAAGAUGCAUGGGUGCUGGUGUAACAUAAAUAAAAAUAUUGUAACAUGCAAUCUCCUUAUUAAAUUUCUAGGUUUCUAGAGAUAAUAUACAUUAUUAAUCCUAAUUUGUAUACUAAUAA